AGGGGCUCUGCCCGGAUCCAUCAGCCGCGGUCGCUGCUGCUCCUGCGUGGCUGUGACAGGGAAGGAGCUGCUGACUGACUGUCCCAUGGGAAUGUGAGAGUUCCACGCUCCAAAACAUCCACCGACGCCGCGCUCGCGUGCACCAAGACUUUGACAACCCCCAGUCUCUCAUGGAAGCGGAUGGGUUUGUGAGAAGGCGUCGGAUGACAGCGGAGACUACAGGCAAUGAUCCCGGGGUUGCUGGUGCAUCUGCCGGGGCAGAAGUUCGAUGGCUUGGUGGCAGAUUCUGGGGAGUCUCGGAAAGUAUAGUUGGAAGCCUGUCUCCUCGGAUCGGAAGCGAGGCCGAGCUGCAGAGUGUUGAGUUCACUUCUGCUGCUGCUGCUCAAGAUUGCAUCGAUGAACCGGACUAUGAGGGUUUGCCACAGGGAGCCUCCACCAGCACCCACAUGUUGGCCGGAGCCGUGGCCGGGAUUAUGGAGCACUGCAUCAUGUUCCCAGUCGACUGUGUCAAGACGAGAAUGCAGAGCCUCCAACCCGACCCGGCCGCCCGCUACCGCAAUGUGAUGGACGCCCUCCGACGAAUCGUGGCCACUGAAGGAGUCAUGCGUCCAAUGAGAGGGCUGAACGCGACUGCUCUUGGUGCCGGACCCGCCCACGCCCUCUAUUUCGCCAGCUACGAGAAACUUAAAAAGACUCUAAGUGAUGUCAUCCACCCUGGAGCUAACAGCCAUUUGGCUAAUGGAGCAGCCGGGUGCGUGGCCACGCUUCUUCACGACGCCGUCAUGAAUCCAGCUGAAGUCGUGAAGCAACGCAUGCAGAUGUAUAACUCGCCGUACCGCGGCGUGUUGGACUGUGUUCGUGCCGUGUGGCACAAAGAAGGCACCGCAGCGUUCUACCGCAGCUACACCACGCAGCUGACCAUGAACGUGCCCUUCCAAGCGCUUCACUUCAUGACCUACGAGUAUCUCCAAGAGCUGCUCAACCCCCACAGACAGUACAAUCCCUCGUCGCACAUGUUGUCCGGAGCUCUGGCCGGGGCUAUCGCCGCCGCGGCCACAACGCCACUAGACGUGUGCAAGACCCUGCUCAACACCCAGGAGUCUCUAGCGCUCAGCUCCGUGGCAUCUGGUCAAGGGGCCCACAGACAUAUCACAGGCCUCGCCCAUGCCUUUCGGACGGUGUACAGGCUGGGCGGCCUGCAGGGCUUCUUCAAAGGAGUUCAGGCGAGGAUCAUCUAUCAGAUGCCCUCCACGGCCAUCAGCUGGUCCGUGUACGAGUUCUUCAAAUAUGGACUCACCAAGCACCAGCACGACAAGAGGAGAUCACAGCAGAUGGAAGCAGAGAUGUAGGCGCUGCUUCAGAGGGAGUUGAAGUCAUACUCACUUAAAACCGGACAGAAAAUCCAUCUCCGCUUCCUCGUCCAGUCCAGUCCAGUCCAGUCAGUAGAAGCUCAUGUACUUUCUGUUUGAGUUCUCAAGUUGCUGCUGGUACGUUUCAGUCUAAGAUUGGUUUGAUUCACGUGGUUACAUUGGUCACUCAGUAUUAGAUUCAUUUUAGCUCAAAGAGAAGGUCCCACUUGCAGCGAGUUGCCAGCAGGGGGCGCUACUGUUACUCCGUGUUUUAAAAGUUUUGACCUCGGGUCGGGAAUGAUCUGUCUGUGCACCGGCCUGUGAUACCUUAAAAGUGAUCUCCAAAUAGUGCAGAUCUGUCCAGCUUCAUUGGAGGCAUCAAUUAUGAUAAAACUCGUGAAUCUGAUGUUACUUUUUUUCUCUGUUGAGUCGGACACCAUCAUGAGUAUUGAUCUGUUUGAGUUAUGAUUUAUGAGAAGCUAAAAUGACGGAAUAGGAUCUAUAUUGAGAAUCAAUGUGCUCAGCUCUAAGCUAGCCCAAAUAUGUAUAUUUAGAAUUAUUUAAAUUCAUUUUUCAAUUUUUUCCCCUUCCUGCAAUUGUUUUGGCUUCAGUUUGGUUCUCAUGUCUUCUUUUUUUUGCCCCUAUCACUCAGCUGAACACCACUGUUGCCUUGUUUGCAGUAGAGCAGAAAAAGCGGGGCAACAUUCAUAGAAGCCAUCAAGUCUAAUGUUCUCUUCCAUCCUGCCAAAAAGAGGUUUGGAGUCCGAUGAAUGAGUUCAGUUUCGGGAAAGGUCAAAAUGAAUGUGCGCCUGUCGUAUGAGUUCAUAAAACUGGAGGCUGUUUUUGAAGGGGACUGAUUUGUUUCCUACAUUGAAUUGCACUCAUUGAAUAAAAUCUGAGCAACAAUGGCCGCUGCUCUUACAGACCCCAGUUAUUUUACUUUAUUUUUUUUUAAACAUUUACAUUGCGUUAUAUUGUGUUGAUGUAGAUCAGCUUGUGGAUUCUUGUUGAUGGUGCAUCAACGAUGCAGCACUGACUG
Messenger RNA from Synchiropus splendidus (mandarinfish), 2388 nucleotides. It is a transcript of the gene slc25a28, whose product is annotated as solute carrier family 25 member 28. Gene Ontology annotation, biological process: iron import into the mitochondrion. The transcript is spliced from 4 exons. Gene Ontology annotation, molecular function: ferrous iron transmembrane transporter activity. Bases 171 to 1349 code for a protein of 392 amino acids. NCBI's taxonomy places the organism in Eukaryota, Metazoa, Chordata, Actinopteri, Syngnathiformes, Callionymidae. The record is from RefSeq and is a predicted model, not a curated record. Gene Ontology annotation, cellular component: mitochondrial membrane.